UCUGUCUGAGGCUGCCAUGUUGCCUGCGAGGUAGAAGCUCGUGAGCCGCGGAGAGAGGAGACACUGCGGCACUGAGUCACGGUCCCUCUCUCAGGUUCACCGUGUGGCUUAUUUAGGACUUCCCGGAAGAGACAGCUGAGUGACGGGGCUGGGAGGCAGGAGGGGACCGCAGCACACAGACACGAACUCUUCCCGGGAUAUUGAGAGUCCUAAGAAAACAUCUGCAAAAAGCGAACCAGAGAAGGGAGGUUUGUCACCAUGGAAGGAUUAGUGGAGCGGCUGGAGCGAGCUGUGACUCGCCUGGAGAAAAUGUCCAUCACCAUGCAGGUGUCCAACGGCAUGGCUAAUGGGGACUGUACCAAUGGCAUCGAUGGAGGUCUGUCUCGGUGUAUGGAGGCCUUUGAUGUCCUGCUGAGAGGUCCAGUGUCAGAGUACAUGAACUACAGCAGAGCCAUAGGAAGCGUGGUGGAGAAACAUGCGGACAUGGUGAACACCGCACUGCAGACCCAGAGAACUUUCCUCAAGAUGGUGGCCACUCACCAGCAACCUGCACAGAUGGAGCUGAAAGACCUGCUGAAGCCGAUUUCGGAUCACAUCCAUGAGAUCCAGAGCUUCCGUGAGCGAAACCGCGGCAGCAACCUUUUCAACCACCUGUCGGCCGUCAGCGAGAGCAUCCCCGCUCUGGGCUGGGUGGCUGUGUGUCAGAAGCCGGGUCCAUAUGUGAAGGAGCUGAAUGAUUCUGCCAUCUUCUACACCAACAGAGUGCUGAAGGACUACAAGGAAACCGACCAACGUCAUGUAGACUGGGUGCGUUCCUACCUUGGAAUCUGGACCGAGAUGCAGUCCUUCAUCAAAGAGCACCACACUACAGGACUGGAGUGGUGCAUGAGCGGCCCCAUCGCUCCUCCUUCUAUCUUUGAACCCCCCAGCGCUCCCUCCUGUCCUCCCCCACCUCCCCCUCCUCCCCCCGGCCCACCUCCGGUCUUCACUGAUGACUCCCAGCCUCAGACUGGCACCCCCCCACACUCAGCACUGUUUGCCCAGCUCAACCAAGGCAUGGACAUCACUAAAGGUCUAAAGCAUGUAUCAGAGGAAAAAAAGACCCACAAGAACCCAAAUCUGCGUUCGCAAGCAGCACCGACCAAAACAAAGUCUCCGGGGAACAUGAACUCCUCCAAGGCAACCGUCCAGAAAAGACCCCCUCUGAUGAUGCUGGAUGGGAAGAAAUGGAGGGUGGAGAACUUUGAACAGAAACACGACCUGGUCAUAGAGGAGACAGAGUUAAAACAAGUGGCCUACGUUUUCGGCUGCAACAACUCCACCCUGCAGAUUAAGGGCAAAAUUAACUCCAUCAUCAUUGACAACUGCAAGAAGCUGGGUUUAGUUUUUGAGAACGUGGUUGGGAUUGUGGAGAUAAUCAACUCCAAGUCAAUUCAAAUACAGGUGUUGGGAAAGGUUCCCACCAUCUCCAUCAACACGACAGAGGGCUGCCAGGUCUACCUGAGCAAGGACUCUCUGAACUGCGACAUCGUCAGUGCCAAGAGCUCCGAGAUGAACAUCCUGGUACCACAAGACGACGACUACAGGGAGUUUCCAGUACCGGAGCAGUUCAAGACGGUGUGGAACGGCUCCAGGCUUGUGACGGAGCCCACUGAGAUGGCAGGCUGAUGGACGCUUCAUUAUCCUUAGCAUUUGUUUUUAUCUUUUUUUUAAAUAAUCUCUCCGUCUAAAAUACAAAGGGAUUAUUGCAACAGAUUCACUUUUGGUCUGCUCGUUGUCUCUCAAUUUGUAAUGUCAUAUCUCUGUAGCACUUUGAAACUAUUAAGACAAGUUGAACCAGUGAUAAGGUUUAUUAAUCUUCACUACAAAACACAUCCCCACACAAUAAAUAGCUCAGGCUUAAGUCCCACAAACAGUGUGUUUACCUUUUCUUACAUGUCUGCGCACUAGCAAUGAAGGCAUUUAUGUAACAAACCAUUAUAUUUCAACAUUAUAACCACUGUGCUUUUUUAAAAUUCACUAUCUGAGAGUUAAAGCACAAUUUAGAUCACAGCAGAUACAUUAUUCUAGAGAAACUGUUACAUAAUGUUCACAAACAUCACUUGGAGUUACGUUUGGGACAAUGUGGUAUAUUUUCCAUCAAAUGAAGUGUGUCUUAGUAACUCCUUAAUGCGCAUAAUGUGCGUCAUGUAGUACUGUACUGGCAGUCUAUAUAUAUAAUCAGUCUUCACUACUAACUUCUAUGAAUAUUUAGACAUCAAGUUACAAGCACUGCACAUUUGUAAACUCUUAAAAUUGAUAGUAGUAGUAAACAUCCACUUGAGCACUUCCUACUCUCUCUAUCACUUUGUAGCAAUGUAUCACAUGGCACCAGCAUACGUAAGAGAAGUUUACACCACUAAUGCUUUUCAAAACGUUUAAUUUACAUGAAACAACUUGAUGUUAUUGUGUAUCCUUUUUCAAAUAAAACCAAAACCCUCAGU
Messenger RNA from Notothenia coriiceps (black rockcod), 2483 nucleotides. RefSeq names its product cyclase associated actin cytoskeleton regulatory protein 2 (gene cap2). Bases 259 to 1668 code for a protein of 469 amino acids. Gene Ontology annotation, molecular function: actin binding; adenylate cyclase binding. Gene Ontology annotation, cellular component: cytoplasm. The transcript has 13 exons. NCBI's taxonomy places the organism in Eukaryota, Metazoa, Chordata, Actinopteri, Perciformes, Nototheniidae. Gene Ontology annotation, biological process: cytoskeleton organization; actin filament organization; cell morphogenesis. The record is from RefSeq and is a predicted model, not a curated record.